Xylaria bambusicola is the source of this 2503-nucleotide messenger RNA. RefSeq lists its product as uncharacterized. The record is from RefSeq and is a predicted model, not a curated record. Lineage: Eukaryota; Fungi; Ascomycota; Sordariomycetes; Xylariales; Xylariaceae. Bases 542 to 2086 code for a protein of 514 amino acids. The transcript has a single exon.
UCUUAGCAGGGGCAGAGGGAGGGGGUGGGAUGUGACCAGGCACUACCUAGCCUUAGCAGACCUUGGUAUAUUACUUCGUUCGUGUUCCCAGCCUCAGGACCCUGCCUUCCCUUUCUUCUCCCUCCAUCUCAUCUCCCUCGUGAAGAUUCGUUGUGUGUUAGGCGCGUUGCCUUUUACAAUCCUUUCUCUGUUCAAUCUUUCCGUGCUCUGCCGGCUCAGCCCUCCAUUCAUUCAACCUCAAAACAUUCUUUGUUUGGUCCAUUCAUUAUAGUGGCGAGCCACUUUCCCUGACAAGUCCUCCAGACUCUGAAUUCAUAUCCAGCCAUCUUUUGCCAUUACAUAGUUUGGCCUUUUCUGUCAGGACAUUUUCCAUUCCUCAGCGCUGCUCCGGUAUCAGCUUUUACACGAGAACAACCCAACCCUUCCAUUCUUUGGAGACCAUUGCUUAACAUCUGCCUCUUCGGCACAUUCUUCCAACAAGGUCUUCCUUAAACGCAAACACCAACAAACACUAACCACAAGACGUGGAGAAAGAAAAAAAAUGAGAUUCACUACCGCUACUGCAUUGGCCACCUUGGCUACCCUGUCUUCGGCUGCCAAAAGCGGGCGUACUUUUGCUGUUCUUCGAUUCGAUGGCGAUGGCUUCUUGACCGAGGGACCCAUGGAUCCCGUCGUCAGCCCCGGUAUUCAGUCCAGCCACUACCACAGCAUUAUGGGAGGAAGCAACUUUGGUGCCACUGUCGAGGGAAACCAGCUGUUGGACUCUGAUUGCACUACUGCUAAGAUCAAGAACGAUAAGAGCAACUACUGGGUUCCUGCCCUCUUCUUCCAGGACCCCAAAAACGGUACCUUCCAAAAGGUUCCUCUAUUCUACAUGAACGUGUACUACUUUUUUGAGGCAACCGAUGACGAGAUCGUGGCUUUCCCCCCUGGUCUGAAGAUGUUGGUCGGUGACGCGAACACGAGAGCGGCCCCCAAGUCUGGUGGCGCCCUGAAUCUUGAUCCCGAUAAUGGCGUGCCCAUCAACCCUGUGCAAUGGACGUGCCCCAGGUCAAGCUACAACCCCGCUUCAUACCCCGUCAACUCGGACGGAUCUACUGCUGGCAUGGUUGAUCCUAACAACAAGGGCUCUGGUGCCGGUUUCCCUCUGUACCCUUGCGAUGGCUACGCCUCGCCUCUCCGUCAAGAUAUUCACUUCCCCUCGUGCUACAACGAAACCGCCGGUUUGGAUAACCACAAGGGAAACAUGCUGUGGCCUCACAAUGAGGGUUUCAAGCAGAACUGCCCUGCUGGUACCAAACACGUCCCCCACAUGUUCAUCGAGGUCUACUGGAACACUCCUCUCUUCGAUGACCUCUGGACCCCUGAUGGAAAGAACCAGCCUUUCGUUCUCUCCAACGGUGAUGCUACAGGCUACAGUUCUCACGCUGACUUCAUUGCUGGAUGGGAGACGAACACUCUGCAAACCAUCAUCGACACUUGCGAUGCCGGUGACGCUGGUAUGGACCAGUGCCCUCAGAUCCCCGGUGGUCUUAACGACAACAAGAACUGCAAGAUCAAGCCCAACUUCGGUAACAUCUUGAACGCUGGCCAAGUCCUCACCGAUCUUCCUGUAGUUGGUAAAGUCGUUACUGGUUGGGGUAAGGGAGGCGUCAGCGGUGGCUCUGUCGAUCCCCCUACUGCCUCUAAGGCUUCAUCCUCUCAAGCCGCCGACGCUACCCCUGUAUCCUCUAGCCCUGCCGAGACUGAGGCUGCUAGCACUGCCACUUACAAGGAACACGAGGCUUCGUCUACUGUUGAGGCCGAAGCUACGAAGAGUGCUCCUGGCGGCGCUUUCAUCGAGUCUUCAAGCACCUCAGUGGCUGCCGUUGAAACCCCCGCUACCACGCCCGCCGCUACGCCCGCCGCUGACACCGACACACCCGGCAGCUACCCCGAAAUCAAGACCAUCUGGGAUAUCGUCACCGUCACACUGACCACCACUGUUCCCGCGCCCGAGCCUACACAGGGCUUACACCGACGUGCGCCCAAGCACUCGCACGGUCACGCUGCCCGACAUCUCGGCAGCUUCGCCGCUCGCCGCUAAGUCUAGGAGGAUUAUUUCUUCCAGCUUUACUUUGUGAGAAAUAUUCUCUCAUCUUCGUGUAUACAAAGGGUUUAUAGGGAAAGGGAAAUAGCAAAGUUUUUCCCUAGGUUUUUUCAUUUUCAAAGACGGCGCACAAAUUUUACGAAGGCUUACGAAACAGAUACACCUGCAACAAGAUAAAAGUGUGCAUACGUUAGCGAAAGGGGAAAUUUGCUUGAGGUAUUCUUAACCACUUGGAAUUUUUUGCGGGGUUUUGCGUUGUGAAAGUGGAUUGAUUGAUUAGUUGAGCGUUUGGGUAUAGCAAGGAGAGAAGGCAGGGUAGGGCAGGGAGGCAAGUGAUUGUCUUCGAUUCGCUUCGUUUGUAUAUUCUUUGAUUCGAUCUAUGGGCUCUGAAUACAAGGCCUAUGUUCAUGGUAU